AUGGAUUUCAUUGAAAAACGUACCAUUCACUGGUUUGGAAUUCCAGAAACCAUCACCAUUGAUAGAAGUCUUUCUUUGCUAGGAAGUAUGGUGCAAAAUCUCUUCGAUGUAUAUAAUAUCCAGUUCAUAAGCUCUACUCCAUACUUUGAUCAGGCAAAUGUACAAGCAGAGGUGUCUAACAAAGUCAUCAUUGGCAUAAUUGGGAAGAUGAUUGAGAAGUAUCCAUGGCAGUGGCAUAACCUCUUGUCAGAAGCAUUGCGGGCAUAUAGAAAUUCAAAAAGAUUAAGUAUUGGAGUUACUCCUUAUAUGUUAACAUAUGGACAAGACGUAGUACUUCGAAUGGAGAUAAUAGUGAAGUCAGCAAAAGUAGCUUUUCAAAAUGAGCUAACUCUAGCUGAAUAUACUCAAGCCAUGCUAGCAGAGUCAGAAGACCUUGAUGAAGGUUGGUUAAGUGUUUUAGACCAUGUCAUUGCACAAAAGAAGAAUGUGAUAUGA
Cornus florida is the source of this 495-nucleotide messenger RNA. RefSeq lists its product as uncharacterized. NCBI's taxonomy places the organism in Eukaryota, Viridiplantae, Streptophyta, Magnoliopsida, Cornales, Cornaceae. The coding region runs from base 1 to 495 and encodes 164 amino acids. The record is from RefSeq and is a predicted model, not a curated record. The transcript has a single exon. Gene Ontology annotation, biological process: DNA integration. Gene Ontology annotation, molecular function: nucleic acid binding.